UUCCGCGACGCACGUCACCACGUCCUCUCGGUGACACUUAGCUCCGUAACGCGAUACCAUAGACGAUACCACGCGCUUUUGUUCUCUACCAUAAUCAGUGCAAUUUAAACCCCAUAUCUCGAUCAUAUUGUGUUUAACGAUCGUUGCAAUUCUCAGUUUUGGUGAAAACAAACAUCGCAAAGUGAUACUCGCGCAGGCGCGAGGCAGACAUGAUGAAAGCGGCCAUCUUGCUCGAAGACGCACUUUCGCCUCGCCCAACAAGAAUAUAAUCCAUUUUCUUCGUAUUUUACGAGGACAGGGAGAGAUGCGAUGCAGACUAGAUCGAAGGAUGUGCGCCCUCUGAGACCGCAGCGCGUCGCGCUAUCGAUCCGGCGGAGCGCGAUGGCGCUCGCGAAGUGAAUGCGGAUUUCAGUAUCGCGCCGUCUAAUUCGUGCGGGAACAGAGUAUCGGUCUCGUGACAGUGCCGAAGAGUGCGUAAGGCAUGUAAGUCAGCGUGCGUACGGGCGUAGGGCGCGCGGGCGGCGGCGGGCCCGGUUGACCGCGCGCCAUGGGCGAAGAGUACGCGCGUUCCCCGUGCGAACGCUUCCCAACGGUGGGCGCGUUCAGCGUGGCGCCGCCGGAACGCCUAAGCCCGCCGCCGCCCGCGCCGCUGCCGGACCGGUUCUCGGCGUCGCCGCGGCGGGUGCGCCGGAGUGUAGAAGCGGAGAGGGCCCGCAGGCCCCGCUACGUGCCCCCAGCGGCGCACGUGCCCGUGGAGCGAUAUGUGCCGCGACCACCGGCGCCGGUGCGGCCUCCGCCGCCCGUGUACUGCGGCUUGGCGUGUCGACCUCCGCCGACGGCUCGGAAGUGCUGCGGGCCAGCGUGUCGCGAAGACAUUGGUGGCUCGCCGCCGCCGACUCGCUAUGUGGACUACGUGGGCGCUGCGGCCGCGAGACGUCUGGCCUGCACGCCUCCGCCGCCACCUCCACCUGCUCUACAACUCUGCGACCCACAAGAACCUCCGUGCUGCGUUCAGGCUCGCAGGAGGAACCAACAAGCACAUGACUGGCGAUCUAGCGCGGGUCUGCUUGCACCGCAGUUGGCGUGCCAAAGUUCACCAGGCCCCGCGGCAUCAGCACCACCCCUCCCGCCCGCGUCGCCCCCGCGCAUCGUCUCCGCGCCCCCCGCACCGCACCCGCCCCCAGAGCCCAUACCUCAACCAGCGCAAGAAGAUGGCGUCAGAUUAAGGCGCGUACACACAGUGGCAGUCAGGGAUUAUCUCAAGAGAGAAACGCAAACUUUCUUCGGCGUACAAAAAGACAAUGAAAGGGAACAAAGGAGGCUCUGGCACGAGAGGCGGAGACGGCACGCGGCGAGGGCGCUCGGCGAUCUUAGGAUCGACUUACCUCCGGAUUACCAUCCCGAUGAUGAUGAUAUUAGUAUGUACGGAGCAUCAGGCGCGGCCCCCAGGGAGGCCCGGGGGCGAAGCCGCGAGCGGCCCGACGUGCUGCCCGCGCCCGCGCCGCUUGAGCCUGCCCCGCCCUUGCCCGCGCAACCGGGCAAGGACAGCGUCGCCAGGCUCACUCUUACCGGACUGUCUUAUGUUGUUACUGCGGUGACGCGUAGAUCACGUCAAUCCACAUCAGCGCAGUGGUCGCGAUCAUUCCGCGCGAGCGCAAGCAGUCCGCACGAUGAAGUUGACGUGGACGACGUAUUCUUCGCGCCAACCUCACUCAUCUCACCUCUCAAUCAGCACCAUGAAGAUAUGGACGUUACGGAUGGACCGAAAGGUGGCCGGUCGCCACUCGGUUCUGGUGUGGAGUACAGACGGCCGGAGCGGAGCGUGUCCUGGGGCGCCGGGGGGGUCCGCAUCCACACCCCGAUGUUGGAACCGCUCGCAGAUAACUCUAAUAGGCGGCAAUUCGGCAUGGGCGUCGUUGGAAGAUUCUUCCGACGAUCCUUACGCAAAUCAAUGACACACGAAGGUGACGUGGCUCGGCAGUUAGACGAGCUCACAGACUACAGGCCUUACUUUACGUGGUGGGUCAGCACCGUGCAGACCCUGGUGCUGCUGCUAGCUUUACUGUGCUAUGGCUUCGGACCAGUUGGGUUUGGACGGCAUACGCACACGGGACAAGUCAUGUUGAAGAGUCUUAGUUUACAACAGGUUGAAUGGGAAGAACCUGCUUCAUUUUGGUUGGGACCUCGGGCGGCGGAUCUCAUACAUUUAGGGGCUAAGUUCGCGCCGUGCAUGCGACGCGACGCGAGGAUAGCGCGGGCGAUAGCGGCGUCCGCGAGGCGGGAGCGGGACACAGCGUGCUGUAUACGGAACGAUGAUUCUGGGUGUGUGCAGUCGUCGAAGGCGGACUGUUCGAUAAGAGGAUUAGUACCGAAGAAUACAAUAUCAACGUGGAAGAAAUGGUCAUCAGGGGACUCGGGGCCCGGAGGACGAAUAUCGGGCUCAGUUUGUGGUUUAGACCCAAAGUUCUGCGAAGCACCUCGCUCAAUAGCGCCUCACGAGUGGCCAGACGACAUCACCAAGUGGCCGAUCUGCCGCAAGUCGGCGCUGGACGGCGCGGCGGCGGCGGGGCGCGCGGGCCACGCGGCCGAGCACAUGGCGUGCGAGGUCAUCGCGCACCCCUGCUGCAUCGGCGUGCACGGCCAGUGCGUCAUCACCACCAGCGAGCACUGCUCCUUCGUGAAGGGAUACUUUCACGAGGAGGCGUCGCUGUGCUCACAGGUCUCUUGUCUGGACGACGUUUGCGGAAUGUUACCGUUUAUGCGGAGACGACGUCCAGACCAGUUGUACCGCGCGUGGACAUCACUGUUCGUGCACGCGGGCCUCCUGCACCUGGCGGCCACGCUUGCACUGCAGUGGCUGUUCAUGCGCGACCUGGAGAAGAUGGCGGGUCCAGUCCGACUGGCUGUUAUAUAUCUGGGCAGUGGGGUCGCGGGCAACAUGGCGUCAGCUAUCUUCGAACCGUAUAGGGCUGAGGUGGGUCCAGCAGGAGCUCACUUCGGCCUUCUAGCAUGUUUAAUAGUAGAAGUGAUCGGGGCGUGGCCACUUCUGAGGCACCCGAAGCGGGCGCUGAUGAAGCUGAUCGGCUUAGUGUUCGCGCUGUUCCUCGUCGGACUGCUACCGUGGAUAGACAAUUUCGCCCACGUGUUUGGUUUCGUGUUCGGAUUUCUAUUAUCGUACGCGCUGCUGCCGUUCGUGACGUUCGGGCCGUACGAGCGGCGGCGCAAGAUCGUGCUAGUGUGGGUGUGUCUAGUGUCGGCGGGGGGCAUGCUGUGCGCGCUGAUCGCGUUGUUCUACGCGGCGCCGGCGUACGAGUGCGCGGCGUGCGCGUACUUCACGUGCCUGCCGUUCGCGCCGGACAUGUGCGCGUCGCAGGACGUGCGCGUGCGGCAGCUGGACGGCGUAUGACGGCGCGCGGCCCGGGCGCCCCCGCCGCCGCCGCCCCCCGCCCCGC
This is a messenger RNA of Colias croceus (clouded yellow), 3452 nucleotides long. It is a transcript of the gene rho-5, whose product is annotated as inactive rhomboid protein 2. Gene Ontology annotation, molecular function: serine-type endopeptidase activity. NCBI's taxonomy places the organism in Eukaryota, Metazoa, Arthropoda, Insecta, Lepidoptera, Pieridae. The coding region runs from base 548 to 3406 and encodes 952 amino acids. Gene Ontology annotation, cellular component: endoplasmic reticulum membrane. The record is from RefSeq and is a predicted model, not a curated record. Gene Ontology annotation, biological process: regulation of epidermal growth factor receptor signaling pathway; regulation of protein secretion. The transcript has 12 exons.